UUUUGAGUGUGUGUUAUUUACAACGAUAUACUAUUUCCUGAACAACUUAACUAUGAAGAGACUUACCAAAACCAUAUAAACAUCAUGAUUGAGUUCCCAGCGAAAGUAUGUGACAAUUAAUUGAAAGAAACAACCAUGAUUUUGAAACUGCUGCUUCUCGUUUCUUUUAUGCUUUGCUCAGCGUUUUAUAUAGAUGAGCUAUCAAUGAAAGUGGUAGAGUUGAAAAUCAAAUUGUUGGAAGAUGAGAUAAGUGUUUUAAAACAAAAGGUCCGGAUCGAGAUCCCAGCACAGUUACAUUUUUUUGGAAAAGGACUUAAAGAGUCGGCCAUCCGUCGAAAAUAAUCGCACUGUGUAUAACGAAAGUGCUGGAAAUUGCGAUCAAUCUGUGAACAACAUACGAAAUGCUGAUGUCCUUCAUGAAAGAUUGACGAAAGCGUUUGAAGCUGAAAAAGUCAGGGCAAAGCAAGUUGAAAGUACGCUGAAGGAUUAUUUAGAAAAUGUGGAGAAAAUCAACGCAAACAAUAUGAAAAUCAACGGAUUAGAAUAUGACAUUUCUAAAUUAGAACAGUCGGAUACGAACCAAGGUCAAAUUCUUCAAACGUUGCAGCUGCGAUUAAAAGAAAUACACGACGUGGUCAUGUCAUUCGAUGCAUGGAAAGUAAACCAACUGGAUAUAAAUACGAACAUAACAAAGCUGAUCGCCGAUCUAUCAAAUACAAUUGUUGAAGCCAAAAGUUCUGUAGAACAACUAGAACGCAUGAAUAUAAAACAAUCAUACAAACCAUCUUUCAUCAGUAAGUGGUAUUUGAUGAAAGCGCUAGAUAAACAGCUCUCGCAUUUAACAAUUGAGCAUAGAUUAGGGGUUUUACCAUAUAAAGUUGAGGUUCAAAUUCGUCCUGUUUCAGGCCCCAACUCCGGCUGGGUGUUUAAAGGUGACAGCGCAAUCCGUAGUGAUGACGACUUGAAUAAAGAUUAUGGAGGAAUACUGUACUUCUACAACGAAGAAAAGGUCGAAUUAAUUGCGCCAGUGAAGGGCAAUCAAAAUCGAGACGUAGGUGUUAUUAUAAACACAGGAAAGGAAGAUGGAAGACGGUUGGGAAAUAACCACGACGCUGUGAAUCAGGCGUUUGUUCGUGUAAAAGUUUGGGCUCCUAUAGAUCUUCCUACUCCGGACUUUCAAUCAGAAUGGCUACCAUUGGAUAUUGAAGAUCCAGCAAAGACAUACCAAGAAAUUGAACACUCGUUAGGCGGGUUUCCUGCAUUACUUUCUGUCCAGAUUAAGUGCGAGUCCCCGAAGAGCUACCUUAUAUCCGACGGAAUGGGAGUAGCGACUAGCCACACUAGGGAAUGGGAUGCCAGUGGGGGCACAGUAUGGUCAUACAACGAGAAAAACGUGAGGGUGUGGAUCGGGCACGAUUUAAGAGAAAAUUACGACUAUAGGUUGUUUGGAAACGUAGAUGGGUGGUCGAAUAUAUUAAAUGGCUUUGACACAACGCAUGGAAAUGUCCGAGUACUGGCAUGGAAAAGAACAACAUUUGGUAAUGGAAAUCUUGAAUCUGUUUCGGAGGAUAAUGUUUUGUUUCCUGAGUGGCAACCGUUCAAAGCUAUUGACUAUGAACGCGAUUUAGUUUCGAUAUUUAUAGAAGCGAACGAAGGUCCGAAUAAGGGGUUUCGAUUUCCGGCAUUUGGAAGUUCACAAGCUCAGACCUCUUCACUUGGCGGCGUCGUGUUCGCCUUUAAACAGACUGGAGAGCUUAGACUGUGGCGACCUAACCCAGAUAUGGAUGGAUUCCUUGUCUACGUUCCACAUCUCUACGGAAACGGUGUGCAUAACCAAGCCACGAACAAUGCUUCUUAUGUUGCUGUUUUGUUGAAAGGAUGAAAGCACACAGUGCAAAAUAUAUUAAGACAGCUUUAACGCAUGUUAAUUUCUUACUUAUUAAAUAGACCGCACAUUGAGAUAAAUUAUAUGUGACGGAAAAUGAUUUAAUUUGCUUUUCUAUAUCUAAAUAUCAAGUAAAAAGGGAAUGGCAAAGAAAGUUUUCCUGAAUUGAUGAAUUGUAUGAUCAGUUUGAUUCAUGUAUGUAUUAAACUCGUUUGUGUUUUUUCUACAGUAAUUCAAAUAUACUUCAAUGAUUAUCCAUGUAACAGUACUCAUGUUAAGAUGGAAGUAUUUAUUUGUUGAAAUUCUAUAAAGUUUCGGUUGUUUUA
Molecule: messenger RNA, 2211 nt
Organism: Mya arenaria
Lineage: Eukaryota; Metazoa; Mollusca; Bivalvia; Myida; Myidae
Exons: 1
Coding region: 524-1882 (452 amino acids)
Source: RefSeq, a predicted model, not a curated record